Messenger RNA from Zingiber officinale, 3377 nucleotides. Its product is annotated as cyclase-associated protein 1-like. Gene Ontology annotation, cellular component: cytoplasm. Gene Ontology annotation, biological process: cytoskeleton organization; regulation of adenylate cyclase activity. NCBI's taxonomy places the organism in Eukaryota, Viridiplantae, Streptophyta, Magnoliopsida, Zingiberales, Zingiberaceae. The record is from RefSeq and is a predicted model, not a curated record. Gene Ontology annotation, molecular function: adenylate cyclase binding; actin binding. The transcript is spliced from 10 exons. The coding region runs from base 89 to 1477 and encodes 462 amino acids.
AGCGAAAGGCAGGCCAGUCAGCCUGAGCCUGCAGUGCUACUCCACAUAAAUACCCACACUAGCCACAGUCGGAACCCUAGCUAGGGCCAUGGAGAAGGAACUGGUCGGUAGGUUGGAGGCCGCAGUCGCGCGCCUCGAGGCCCUUGCGGUGGCUGGAUCUCGCGCCGCGCCGCCGGGCCUCGUCGCCGACGAGCCCGACGCCGUGGAUCCGGCAAUCGCUGCAUUGGACGAGCUGGUCCAGAACUACCUCGGACGGCUUUCAGCCGCUGCUGAUAAGAUCGGGAGCAAGGUUCAGGAGACCACCAAGAUCCUGGCGGAGGCCUUCUCUGUGCUCAAGGAGCUCCUCGUCAAGGCCAAGCAGUGCCAGAAACCUGAUCUGGCUGGUUUACAAGAGUUCUUGAAGCCACUCAAUGAAGUGAUCCUUAAAGCAAGCGUCUUGGCAGAAGGAAAACGGACUGAGUUUUUCAACCAUUUGAAAACCUCUGCAGAUAGUCUUACAGCUUUGGCUUGGGUAGCUUACUUGGGAAAAAAUUUAGGCAUGAGUAUGCCAACUUCUCAUGUGGAAGAAAGUUGGCAGAUGGCUGAAUUCUAUAACAAUAAGAUUCUUGUGGAAUACAGGAAUAGAGAUGCAAACCAUGUAGAAUGGGCAAAAGCUUUGAAGGAGUUGUAUAUACCUGGAUUACGAGAUUAUGUAAAGAAAUUUUAUCCCCUAGGUAUUGUUUGGGGCUCUUCUGGUGCUGCAGUUCUUUCUUCAUCAGCAACCACUCCUGUGGCAAAAGGCCCUCCAGGAAGGGGCCCUCCUGCUCCUCCCCCUCCUCCUUCAACAGCACUUUUUGCCUCUGAAGCUGCAACAUCACAAUCAAAGGAGGGAAUGUCUGCUGUCUUCCAAGAGAUCAGCUCUGGCAGAUCCGUAACUUCAGGUCUGCGGAAAGUCACUGAUGAUUUGAAGACCAAAAAUCGAGCAGAUAGAGCUGGUGUCGUUGCUGCUACCGAAAAAGGCUCUCGUGCUAGUUCCUUCUCCUUCUACAAAGAAGGGCCUCCAAAACUUGAGCUUCAAAUGGGUCGCAAGUGGGUUGUUGAGAAUCAGAUUGGAAAAAAGAAUCUGGUUAUUGAUGACUGUGAUUCCAGGCAAACUGUAUACAUUUAUGGGUGCAGAGAUUCAGUUUUACAAAUUAAAGGAAAAGUGAACAACAUUACAAUUGAUAAAUGCACCAAGAUGGGUACUGUAUUCACGGAUGUUGUGGCUGCUUGUGAAAUUGUGAAUUGCAAUGCUGUUGAAUUGCAAUGCCAGGGUUCAGCACCAACAAUAUCGAUUGACAAUACAUCAGGUUGCCAAUUGUACCUGAGCAAACAUUCAUUGGGGGCUUCAAUAACCACUGCCAAAUCAAGUGAAAUUAAUGUACUUGUUCCAAAUGCUGGUCCUGACAGCGACUGGGUAUCAUGGUAUCAAGAAAGCUAUAUGGCUAAUGCUUAUUGACAACUCUGCUAAAACUCAAGUUGAUCAAGUGAAAUAUAAUGAAUGGACUAUGGAGCGUGGACUUUAUAACCUUGCCUACUUACAUCUAGCUCAAGGGCGUGUCUACUGUAGGGAAAGGAGCCCAAAUAGAGGGAAAGAAGAGGAAAGCAGCAAGAUUCACUUGCCUUCAGGGAAAGGAAGCAAUUUGAAAUUCUCUUCAUUACUUUUGGAAACACUUAUGAGGAGAGAGAAGUGAGGAGAGAAAUCAUGAAAAGUGGAAGGCACUUCUAACCUCUGCAGUAGCUCCUGUCCUGUCUCCUGUCGAUUGUUCUUGCUGGCAUGUUCCAUGCAAUGCAAUCAGCAAGUGCAAACCAGCUCUGCACACUACCACUGGCAUUGUUCCCAGCCAGCAUUUCAGUGGUACUAGACAGUUUUACCAUCUACACUCUCUGUAUCUUCUGUUGGUUGUCAUUGCUGGCUUGCUCUUUGCAACACGAGCAAUUAGUAUAGACCGAUUGCAUCUAGCUGUCAGCACCACAGACACUGAUUUGCACCUCUCCAUGGGCUGAAAAGGAGAAGAGGAGAAAGAUGGUGAGGCAAAUGGGUCAUGCGGUAUGAAUGGAACGUACCUUUUUUCUCAAUUUUCUUCUUCCUUUUGGCUAGAAUGAUCUGGGAUGAAAAUGAGUUUUUUUCUUUUUCUAUUUUUCUUCCCUGCGUCUAUUCCCUAAAUUUCCCCUAUUUUUAUCCCCUCUAAAAUCUUCCACUGUUAACAUACCCAAAUGAAUAAAAUCCUUCCUAGCUUUGAAAUUGUGGCUGGCUUCAUCAAAAUUGAGUGGAUAAAUGCAAAACAUUCUUGCAUCUAUAUGUCAGGAAGCUGAAACUUUUGCAACCUAAGGGACCAUUUAACAGUCUGUCCAACUUAGGAUAUCCUUGAAGCAAACUUAAUCCAAUUUGAUUGCAUUUAUCUGAAGCACAGUUGGCAAAAACCAAUUCAAACACUCAAGUCUUAAAAUUUUCAUAGUUUACUGAUCCUGCCCACAAGCGUCGACGCCAAUCACCGGAUGACAAUGAGGAUAAUGACGUAGUUGGGCGCUUGGACAAAGAGAAAUAACGAGAAAAGGGUUAAAAUAAUAGCCAAGGAGUUUUCUGGCGUAGUCACUCCGACGCUCAAGUUAGAGGAUGAAGAAGAUGAAUAUUAGGAUUUCAAUGUAUAUAUAUAUAUACCUUGGAGAUUGAAAAUGACUAUCUUUUAUAGAGGAAAAGUAGACUUUUUCAAUCCGUUCCGAUCUUCAUGUAAUCACUAUUUAAUUCCUUAUAACCAAGAUUGACAUAUUUUUUCCAUCUGUUCCGAUUUUCAUAUUGUUAUUAUUUAAUUCUUUAAAUAAUAUAAGAUUUAUUUAUGUCGUUGUCUUUCUCCUAAAAUAACUAAGAUUUGUGCGAUGAUUAUUCUUUUCCUGAAAUGACCCCUUAUCUUAUAUGGCUGAGGGGCUAGGAGGUCUGAAUAGCUAUGAAGCUAGGAGGCCUGAUAGGUAAUGGAGCUGAGAGGCCGAGUAGCUACGGCGCCGGGAGGCUUGAGUAGCUACGGAGCCAGGAGGCCUGAGUACCUAGGCACCGAUCUGAUCUCGGAACCAUCUUAGCAGAUUCACUAACUUCCUGUCCACAUGGCGUCCUACCUUCUACAAAUAGCAUAUCAUCUCAGUAGAUUGUAAUUGAAAUGUUUUUCUAGCUUGCAUGCUUUUCUAUUUUGGCACCAAUAUGAAACUGAGAAGAAUUUCCGCUGAUAAAUUUUUUUUAACAAAAACAAAUUUGAUGUACUUAAACAAUGUCAACGCCAACCUUUUGGGCUUGUUGCCCCAAAACUAAGCGGUUCACAUGCCUUGAGUAAUCAUGUAAAAGGUUGACCCACUAUGAAUUUUGAUCA